This is a messenger RNA of Helobdella robusta, 2400 nucleotides long. RefSeq lists its product as hypothetical. The coding region runs from base 1 to 2400 and encodes 799 amino acids. Gene Ontology annotation, cellular component: nucleus. The record is from RefSeq and is a predicted model, not a curated record. Lineage: Eukaryota; Metazoa; Annelida; Clitellata; Rhynchobdellida; Glossiphoniidae. Gene Ontology annotation, molecular function: protein binding; oxidoreductase activity; flavin adenine dinucleotide binding. Gene Ontology annotation, biological process: regulation of DNA-templated transcription. The transcript is spliced from 16 exons.
AUGGCUGGCUUGGAAGGUGCUGCUUUCCAGAGCAGGCUUCCCCACGAUAAGUUGACAGCCACUGAGGCCAGUUGCUUUCCUGAUGUAGCCCAAAGCUCAACUCACACACAGAAGCUUUUCCUCUAUAUUAGAAAUAAAUUACUAAUGUUAUGGUUAGAGAAUCCUCUGGUGCAGCUGACUUUCUGCGAUGCACUUGCUCAAAUUGAGUCUCCUUAUAACAGUGACGGCCCAUUUGUAAUGAGGAUUCAUGCAUAUCUCGAGAGGCACGGCCUCAUCAACUUUGGUGUCUACAACAGAGUGAAUCCCCUCCCUGGCCAGUCUUUGUUCAUCAUUUUAAAGAAAACAGGAAAAGUGAUUGUGAUUGGUGCUGGCAUUGCUGGAUUGGCAGCUGCCAGACAACUUGCAUCAUUUGGGAUGGAAGUUGUCGUACUUGAAGCCAGGGACAGAGUGGGAGGUCGCAUAGCAACAUUCAAAAAGAACAACUACAUUGCUGAUCUAGGUGCUAUGGUUGUCACUGGCCUUGGAGGCAACCCAAUAGCCAUAUUAAGCAAACAAGUCAACAUGGUGCUGCACAGGAUCAAGCAGAAAUGUCCUCUUUAUGAAAGCAAUGGAACAACAGUACCAAAAGAUAAAGAUGAGAUGAUAGAGAAGGAGUUCAACCGGUUAUUAGAAGCAACAUCAUACAUGUCACAUCAGAUGGAUUUCAAUUCUAUCAACAACAAACCUGUUUCACUUGGCCAGGCCCUCGAGCUUGUCAUCAAGUUGCAGGAGAAGCAUGUUGUUGAAAUGCAGUGUCGUCACCAAAGACACAUAAUAGAGUUACAAGAGAAACUAAAAGUGAAUCUACAACAGAUGACAGAGCAGAAAUUAAGAGUUGAGGAGUUGUACAAAAUAUGGCAGGCUGCCUCAGAAGUGAAAGGGGUUCGGGACAUCACUGCUGAGUUUGCUGUUAGAAGCAAACAGAGAGAUGUUAUGGCUGCUUGUAGGGAGUUUGAUCAGUUGGAGGCACAACAGAAAGAAAUUGAGGAUAAACUGCAGGAGUUGGAAGCAUCACCUCCCAGUGAUGUCUACCUAUCAUCACGUGAUCGUCAAAUACUCGAUUGGCACUUUGCCAACUUGGAAUUCGCGAAUGCCACACCCCUUUCAACGCUGUCACUCAAACAUUGGGAUCAAGAUGAUGACUUUGAGUUCACUGGCAACCAUUUAACUGUUAGGAAUGGUUACUCGUGUGUGCCUGUGGCAAUGAGCGAGGGAUUGAACAUACAGUUGAGUGCUGCUGUCAGAAAAAUAAAAUAUUCAGAUGCCGGUGUGGAGGUUGUGACGACACAUUCACGCACCAAUUCAAAUGCAACAACUUACUCUGCUGAUGCGGUUCUUGUCACACUCCCACUUGGUGUUCUCAAAGAAGUGAACAGCAUCCAAUUCGUUCCUCCACUUCCACAGUGGAAAACAAAUGCCAUUCAAAGAUUAGGCUUUGGAAAUUUGAACAAAGUUGUCCUCUGUUUCGAUCGCAUCUUUUGGGACCCUCAUUCAAAUCUCUUUGGACACGUUGGCAGCACCACAGCCAGUCGGGGUGAACUUUUCCUCUUCUGGAACCUCUACAGGGCUCCUGUCUUGUUGGCUUUGGUGGCUGGAGAAGCAGCCAUGAUCAUGGAGAACGUCAGUGAUGACGUCAUCGUUGGAAGGUGCAUUGCUGUAUUGAAGGGAAUAUUUGGAAACAAUUCCGUGCCUCAACCGAAAGAAGCUGUGGUGACAAGAUGGAAAGCUGACCCGUGGUCUCGUGGUUCAUACUCAUUCGUGGCUGCAGGUUCUUCAGGAAGCGACUAUGAAAUUAUGGCCACCCCGGUUUCAUACGUUGACCCCAACACUAACAUCAACAGCAACAACAUCUCAUCAAUUUCCCCAAGGGUAUUUUUUGCAGGAGAGCACACAAUUCGGAACUACCCAGCCACCGUCCAUGGAGCAUUCCUCAGUGGCUUGAGAGAGGCUGCCAACAUAGCCAAUCAAUUUCUUGGGGCUCCUUAUGUUCUACCCAAUCACAAUCAAACUUUCAACAGCAACAACAACAAUAAUAAUAAUAAUUUAAACAAAUUAGUUGGCUUAAAUAACAUAAUUAAUAAUAAUAACAAUUUUAAUAAUAUUAUAAGUAAUGAUGACAACAACGUUGUUGAUCUUAUAAAUUAUAGUAGCAGUUUAAGCACAAGCGUCACAAUGCAUGCAACUAAUAGCUCCGACAUUAAAAUUAGUGACAGGCUCAUUAAUGAAUUCGUUGUCCCAACCAAUAGCAGUAAUAAUAAUUUUAUCAUUAAUGCUGCUAGUAGCGUUUAUGGAGUUUUUGGAUCCGGGUCUUCUAGUAUGUAUUUGUUUUUUAUAGUGCUUUUAUGUUACAUUUUACUUUAA